Molecule: messenger RNA, 381 nt
Organism: Rhizophagus irregularis DAOM 181602=DAOM 197198
Lineage: Eukaryota; Fungi; Glomeromycota; Glomeromycetes; Glomerales; Glomeraceae
Source: RefSeq, a predicted model, not a curated record
AUGAACUCGAGAACUACAACAAAAGACCAAGAAAGAGUACGAAGAGACAGUAGUCUCAGCAAAACUGAACAGAACUUCCUGGAGUCGAUACAGAAUAAUAACGCUGUACGCAGAAAAGAAGCUAUAAAAGAAAUAGUUUUAAAGUGUUCAGCAACGUCUUUCGACGUUUACAUAGAUGAAAUAAAAAGACUCUCAUGGGAAAAUUCAAAGUUGCGGCAGAAAGAUCACAUGAUAGACAGGAAAGGCAAGAUGGAGAAAAUACAAGAACGAAUAAUAUCGCAGAAAAAUGAACAAAUAAGAAAAAUUUCGCAAGAAGUAGAGAAAACGAGAUCAGAACUAAAAAGGUUAAGACUGGCGUCAACAAAGAAAUCGAUCAGCUGA